CGUUAGACAUAUUUGAACUAAACAUUAAGAAGAAACUUAACCUAUACAUGCAUUAGAAUGUAUACAGUGCUAGUUGAACCGGAAUUUAAUAUAUACAGGAAGUUAAAUAUCUAGGGCAGGCUAGGAUUUGACCUAUCUUUUUUUUUUUUUAAAGUUACGAGAUACAAAGUGGACUAUCCGUAAUAUUACUGCGAUCUUCUGGCAUUUGGACUUUUUGUUGUUUCUAAAUUACUUCUGUAACAAGCGCAGAUGGCAUAUAGUAAGGUCUUUGUCAUUCUUCUUGUGUCUGUAUGGACCAGCAGUGAAAGUGGACACGGGCUGGAAACUGACGAAUGUCAAAGCUCGCCUUGUCAGAAUGGUGGAAGUUGUAUCGACGGUGUUGGCAAGUACACAUGCCAGUGUCCUCAGAGAAACGUUAGUGUUACAUCAGGGACUACCCGGACCUUCCUUACGGGCUUCAGUGGAACGCAUUGUGAGAAUGACAUCGAUGAAUGCAAGGUCCAGCCCUCCAUUUGUCUGAAUGUUGCAGAAUGUGAAAAUACAAUGGGUUCAUACAAUUGUAAAUGCGGCAGGGAUGACACGACGUUUUAUACAGGUACCAAUUGUGAAAAAUCUACAACCUACUGUGAUAUACACCCAGAACUGGUCAAUGACCCUCCAGCAUGUAAAAACAACGGAACGUGUCAAGCGCUACAUAUGGAUUAUCGCUGCGAUUGUGCACCAGCUUUUACAGGUCGACGUUGCCGGGUUAAUAUAGAUGAAUGUGAGUCAAACCCAUGUCACAAUUCCAGUACCUGUGUUGAUGGUAGCGGCGGAUACGAGUGUGUCUGUAUCCCGGGUAGAAGCGGAAUCAACUGUGACAUUGAUACCGAUGAGUGCGCUUCAAAUCCAUGUCUCAGCGGUGGUGUAUGUACUGAUUAUUUCAACAGAUUUGAAUGUAAUUGUACGGAUACAGGAUUCACGGGUAUGAUGUGUGAUAUUAGUAUUGAUGACUGUGCGUCAAACGCAUGCGCGUAUAACAGUUCCUGUGUUGAUGGAAUCAACGGAUACACGUGCGCCUGUAUCCCUGGUAGAACCGGGAUCCACUGUGACAUCGAUAUUGAUGACUGUGAUUCAGAGCCAUGUCUCAAUGGUGGAUUGUGUAUUGAUCAUAUGGACAGAUUUGUUUGUAAUUGUACGGGGACAGGUUUCACGGGUGUGACAUGUGAUGUUAAUACAGAUGACUGUGAAUAUCCGCCCUGCAUAAACGGAGCUAUGUUCAACAUGACAUUUCUAGCGGAUUUUGUAUUUGUUUUGUUAAACCUACUUUAUAUACAGGAAGUGAAGUGACUUUCAAGCUUGUCGCUGAAAUGAUGAUAGUUCAACACUAUAGAACUAAUUUGUCAACAUAUAUGCAUGUAUUUAUGUAAAGAUGCUGCUUCUGCACAAUGUAGUCAUUUACGCAGAUAUGGAAAAAUAUAUUUUUAUAAUAAUUUUCAUUAUAGAAUGUCUUUAUCUAGACUUGAUUAACUAGCCAUUACAUUUUUAUACUUUAUCAAAUGUAAACUUUUUAUUUACUUUAACGGUCAUUUGAUGUUCACGCACAUGAUUAACUGUCAUGGUCAUUAGAUAUUCAUACACUUGAUUCACUAUCAUGGUCAAUUGAUAUUCACAAUUUAUUUAUUUUUAUAGUCAUUGACAUUUAACUUACUGUCAUGGUCAUUAAAUAUUCAUAUUUGAUUUACUGUCUUAUCGAAAGACAUCAAUGUACGAGUAGUAUAAUUGCACAUCUUUGUUGAUAAUUUUGGCAAAGAGGCAGGUCCAGUACGACAGCGAAUAGAUGCAUUUUCCAUGAUUCAGAGAAUGUCGCCUCAUUCUAAAUGCUUCCUUAACAUAGUGAGCACUCUUAAGCAUAUGUUUGCUACUACUUGUUGACAAUAUAUUUGCAAACUUUUGCAAAGUGGGCCAUGGGUUAUAUCCUAAAUAUUUAUUUAUUAUAUCUACAUAUUUUGGACAACAGAGAAGAAAAUGGUAUUCUGAUUCAACAGCGUUACAUGUACAUAAUUUGCAUUUUCGAUCAUUUCGUUCAAUAUUUAAAAAUACAUAAAUGUGUUUUGAAUUUUCUGAAAUAAUCAAACUUGGGCAUAUUCUGAAUACAAGUAUUCCAGUUUUGAAUAUAUUGAUCUCGUAGACGCUGCUUAAACAAAGGCAAAUAGUUAACAUUCGUAUUAGAUUUUAACUACACAUCCCCAAAACCUGGACUAUCUAGUAAACAAAUUUUACAAAUUCCCAAUGAUAACUUGAUUGUCGCCGAGACGCGAGGACGAGUCCAUUUCAUGAUAACUGAUAAAAUAACAAUUCAUAAAGCUUACACAUUACUUGACUAGUAUUUGUUCAUUUAAACUAUUUAUUAAGUAUACGGAAAUAUAGCUGAGUCGGAUUAAAUGCAGAUAACAAUUGGAUAUGAGCAAAUCAUUUUAGGAGUUCGAAUCCUCAUGAAGAUUUUUUCAGAUUUUUGUUUUGUUUUUCUAAUUCGUUUUCAUUGUUGUUACCUUUUAUUUGUUUCUUUCUUUGAUGGUUUGUAUUUGCAUAUAAUAUCUUUAUAUAGUUCAUUAUUCGCUUAAUUGCACACAUUUAAUAAAUAUUCUGUCAUCUUUGAUAUAAUGCUAAACCUUUCUAAUCUGCCAUAUCGGCUUUAGAUUUUCUGUCCUGUUGUCACAGAGUAAAUGAAGGAAUCUAUUUUUUUUCAAAGCAAAAAGAAAAUAUGAAUUAAAUGUCGAUGCUGAGUUUCGAACCCACACGGCAAAAUACAUGUUUAACAUGGACAGUGUGCUUUACCUCUGAGCUUAUUUGUAAUUGGUAUUAAAGCUAGAAAUAUUUAGACUUUAACAUGUUAGAACAUUUUGAAUUCCCUAUGUUCCAUUUUAAUCUAUGUAAAGUCAUGUUUGUAAAUAACAAGUUAUCGUUGGGGCAUAGUACAUGUUUUGCCCAAUUAACAUCCAUAUUACUACUGCAUAGAUCUACAAACAUUUUAUACAUGGAUGUAUCCUGGUUUUUCAUUAGUUUCAGCCAGUAUUUCAGAAGUCUCUCUACAAUAACUGAAAGGGGAAAUCUAUCUAACUCUUCAAAAACAGCUACAUUUUGUGUUUGUUGGCGUACGCUAAGAAUAUUUCUACAAAACUUUACAUGGGUUUUAUCAAUUUCUUUAUUAUCAUAAAUGCCCCAUACCUCUGCGUUGCAUUACAACAUUGGUAACACUAAGAGUCAAAGAGUGACCAUUUAGUUCUUAUAUCUAAAUUUACCCCACUAAAUAAUCCUUGCUAACAAGUAUGUGCUUUCAAGGCUUGAUCGGACAAUGACUUAACAGCAUUUUUUAUACUUCCAGUAUAAGCAAAAUUAACACCUAGAUAACAAAAGUGAUCCACCACUUCAAUUGGUUCGCCAUUUACGAACCAUCGAAGGUCGUGUCUCUGUUUACGUUUUUCAAAUAUACAUAUUUUAGCUUUAUUAGCAUUAAUGUUCAAUCCCCACUUUAAGAAUAUUUAUACACUGAAUCUAGCUGGGCUUGUAAAGUACGUGGAUCGUUGUGAAUAACGCUAUAUCAUCUGCAAAAAGUAACAUAUACAUACAUCAACUGCAUUUGAGAACAUUAGCUCAUUACUGUUGUUGUUAUGUUUUGUGGAAUUGUAUUUCAUUGUUUCUUAGCAAGUAUCUACAUUAAAUAUUACAAACUCUU
Messenger RNA from Mercenaria mercenaria, 3715 nucleotides. Its product is annotated as fibropellin-1-like. The coding region runs from base 250 to 1329 and encodes 359 amino acids. Gene Ontology annotation, cellular component: plasma membrane; protein-containing complex. Lineage: Eukaryota; Metazoa; Mollusca; Bivalvia; Venerida; Veneridae. The record is from RefSeq and is a predicted model, not a curated record. The transcript is spliced from 7 exons. Gene Ontology annotation, biological process: establishment or maintenance of epithelial cell apical/basal polarity; heterophilic cell-cell adhesion. Gene Ontology annotation, molecular function: calcium ion binding.